UACCGUAAUUGUUGUAGAACAAGCUAAUUUGUAUAAUGAAUUAAACUGUGCAUUAAAUGUUAACAAUAACAUAAAUUUAAAUUUAAAAAAAUAUAUUAUUUAUUUUUUAUAAAAUUUUGUUUACUAACAAUUUUAAAAAUUAUUUACAACAACUUACUAAAUUUUGAAUACGAGUAAUUGUACUUCUGUUUAUUAGUAACAUAACAAAAAUAGAAUAAUAACUUUUCAUAAUUAAUUUAAGCUUUGAAAAAAAAUAAAGAUGACUGCGGAAUACGUUAAAAGUAAUACUAUCAAACAUGAAUGUACGAUAAAUUCUGGCUUGGACUAUCUUAACGCUACUUCAUAUUUUAUGGAAGCUCUUGAUUAUUGUCUAAUUACAAUAAAAGUUGAACACCCUGCUGGAGAUAAACAUAUUUCAAUAGAUGUGAGAAAGGAUUAUGUUACCAAGCCGGGAACAGUAAUUUUUCAAGUAUUUGUUAACAGUGUGAGACAAUAUUCAAAAAUUGUUCAUGACUGGAGUGAACAUCAUAAGCUGGAUGUUCUUAAAGACAAUAAAUUUAUUGGAUCAAUGAAAGUUGUUUGUAAAAUUAUUUGGUUAGGUUUUACUGAUAAAUCUUUACCAUCAUCGGUGAUUAAUAGGAAUAGUAAUUGCUCAAAUUUUUAUGUGACAGCUGUAUUGAGUGAUGUCAUAUUGAUUGUUGGUGGUGGAGAAAUUCCAGCUCAUAAAAUUACUCUUGCUGCUCAGAGCUCUGUUUUUUUAAGAAUGUUUAAAUCAAAUAAAGAAAUGAAUCGUAUUUCUAUUGAAAAUGUAGAUUCUGAUGUUAUGCAAGAAGUGUUAAAAUUUUUAUAUACGGGUGAAACAUUAGCUGAAAAUAAUUGCGAACUUGCGUUAAGAAUGUUAAAUGUUGCUGAAAAAUUUAAAAUAACUAAAUUACAUAAUUUUUGUGGGCCAACUAUUUUUCGUUUUGUUACUACAGACAACGCUAUACGUAUUAUUUGUGAGGCUGAAAAAAAUAAUGCUCAUAGAUUACGUAAAAUGACAUUAAAAUUUAUUAUAGAAAAUAUAAAAAGUAUUGAAAUUCAAGAUGAAUAUAAAAAAUUAACAUUAAUAAAAAGUGAAUUGUUGUAUGAAAUUGUUGAUGGUUUGAGAGAGUCACGCGCUAAGAAAACUAAAAGAAUUAAAAUUUGUUUUGCUUAAAUUAUUAUUUAAAUUUAUAUAUUUAAUUGUAUAUAUCUAAACGUAAUAUAGCUAAUAUUUUUAUAACUAAAAUAAUUAUAAUAAUUAGUUUAAGAAAUAAAAUUUUUGAUAAUUAACUGCCCAGUCCCCGAUCUCCAUAAAAAAUAAUUUUUAAUUAAAAAAUGUGAAGAAGUAAUUAUCUGUCUUAAAACAAUUUUGGUAAUGAAAUUUAUAAGGAGACUAGCAAUCGGGCACUUUUUCUUAAAAAUGUUAUUUAAAUUCAUAAUUAUACAUAAAAAGGAAUUAGAACUUAUGGCUCUCAUAUUUUUAAAUAUUGUUCAUAAAAAAUAUGUACUUCAUACUAUUAAAUUUUCUUUAUACACUUUGAGCUUAUGUAGUAAAUUCUUCGUUUGUUGAAUUUAUAAACUAAAAAAUAUAGAU
Messenger RNA from Microplitis mediator, 1618 nucleotides. RefSeq names its product protein roadkill-like. The transcript is spliced from 2 exons. Gene Ontology annotation, molecular function: ubiquitin protein ligase binding. The record is from RefSeq and is a predicted model, not a curated record. Gene Ontology annotation, biological process: regulation of proteolysis; proteasome-mediated ubiquitin-dependent protein catabolic process. NCBI's taxonomy places the organism in Eukaryota, Metazoa, Arthropoda, Insecta, Hymenoptera, Braconidae. Gene Ontology annotation, cellular component: cytoplasm. Bases 260 to 1198 code for a protein of 312 amino acids.